AUGCUGUUGCAACGACUAUGGUUGGUUUUCUUGGGACUAUGCGUCGUGUGGGCGCAGAACUUUUACGACAAUUCCCCACACAUUAUGGAAUUGACACCUAAGAGCUUUGACAAGGUUGUUCACAAGACCAACUACACAACGUUGGUAGAGUUCUAUGCUCCGUGGUGUGGUUACUGCAAGAUGCUCAAACCUAUUUUGCAGCGAGCCGCUAAAAAUCUCGACGGCAUCGUCCAGGUAGCAAGUGUGAACUGCGACCUGGCAAAAAACAAGCAGUUGUGUGCGAAAUACCGCGUCGAAGGCUUUCCAAUCUUGAUGGUGUUUAGGCCGCCCAAAGUCGAUCUCAGUAAGAAAGGAAAGGACCGACUAAAACUUGGAAAUCACGCCAGUGAGGUCUACAAGGGCGAGCGUAAACUACGGCCUAUAGUAGAUUUUAGCAUAUCCAGGGUCAAGAACUACAUCACUCGCAUAACCAGGCUAGAGAAGUUAGUUCAGCACUUGAACCGCAAUAACGAGGUGCGCUAUAAAGCGGUUUUAUUCUCAAAAAAGGACAAGAUAUCCCCGCUCUACAAAAGUCUGGCACUGGACUGGCUGGGUUCCGUCGACUUCAGCCUAUUUCUGAACUCUAAGCUCAGCACCACGCCGGAAGCACUGCGGGAUUUGCAUCCUGAAUUCCAAAACUUCCUUAGUGAGUUACGAGAAAAUGCGAAUGACCUUGAAAAGAGCAUGCUAGUGCUCUUUGACACUCAAGAUCAUAGGUACUACAUUUACGAGGAAGAAUCCUUUGAGAAAGUUAAUAUCUGGAAACUACUCUCGAAGUUUGCCUCCCCUAAUGAAGGCCCAUUUACUAAGCGCCAGGACUUUCUAGAUGCCUUGAAAUCGAACAAGAAAACUCGGAAGCCACCUGCGAAACAAAAGCUAGAGCACGACGAGUUAUGA
Molecule: messenger RNA, 936 nt
Organism: Lachancea thermotolerans CBS 6340
Lineage: Eukaryota; Fungi; Ascomycota; Saccharomycetes; Saccharomycetales; Saccharomycetaceae
Gene: MPD1
Product: protein disulfide isomerase MPD1
Exons: 1
Coding region: 1-936 (311 amino acids)
Biological process (GO): response to endoplasmic reticulum stress
Cellular component (GO): endoplasmic reticulum lumen
Molecular function (GO): protein disulfide isomerase activity; protein-disulfide reductase activity
Source: RefSeq, a predicted model, not a curated record